This is a messenger RNA of Manduca sexta (tobacco hornworm), 2482 nucleotides long. Its product is annotated as tyrosine-protein phosphatase CDC14 homolog. NCBI's taxonomy places the organism in Eukaryota, Metazoa, Arthropoda, Insecta, Lepidoptera, Sphingidae. The transcript has 16 exons. Gene Ontology annotation, biological process: regulation of exit from mitosis; positive regulation of cytokinesis; protein dephosphorylation. The record is from RefSeq and is a predicted model, not a curated record. Bases 210 to 2435 code for a protein of 741 amino acids. Gene Ontology annotation, molecular function: protein tyrosine/serine/threonine phosphatase activity.
CAGGAUGGCGGAUAAUUUAAAACAAAAGAGUAGUUCGACAACGUCAUUUGAUAAAUCAUUUUAUUUUUGUGGAAUUUAUACAAAAAUAUUAUGUUUGUGAUAAAUUAGUGCUUAGUUCUAUUAUUUAUAUAACGUUUUUUAAUUUUAGCGUUUACUACAAUUAUAACAAUAGAAAUGUAUAGUAUCUUAUAUUAUGUUUUAUUUUAAUUAUGACUCGUAGUCCUGACAUAUUAUUUACGACUGAGUACAUAAAGAAUGUUCUAUAUUUUGCUACCGUGAGACAAGGAAAGGUCCUCAAAGACACGAUCGAUACGCAUUAUUUUUGUAUAGAUAACGAACUAGUAUACGAAAAUUACUAUUCAGAUUUUGGACCAUUGAACUUAGGAUGCGUCUACAAGUAUUGUAAAAUAUUGAAUGAGAAACUGAAACUAUAUUUGAAUAAGCAAACUAUUGUUCAUUACACAUCCAUCGAUCCAAAGAAAAAGGCGAACGCGGCGUACCUAAUAGGAUGUUACGGAGUUUUGUGUUUGAGUUUAUCUCCAAAAGACGCUCUGAAACCCCUUUUAGUCCACGGGCAAACUUACAGACCAUUCCAAGACGCAACGCAAGGUGACUCCGCGUAUACGAUAUCUCUGUUAGAUUGUCUUCAAGGAAUAAAGAAAGCUCACGAUCUGGGCUUCUUUAAUUUGCAAGAUUAUAAUUACGAAGAAUACGAUAGAUUGGAUAAAAUUCAGGGUGGUGAUUUAAAUUGGAUUGUACCAGGCAAAUUCCUAGCUUUCAUUGGACCCGUUGACUACAGCGUUUCACUGUACCAUCCGCCAGAGAUGUAUAUCGAUUAUUUCUUAGAAAAUAACGUCAAGAUAGUGAUACGGCUGAAUAAAAGGCUAUACGAUGGCAAUGUUUUUAGCAAUGUGGGCAUAAUUCACUACGAUUUAUUCUUCCCGGACGGAUCGUGUCCACCGCGGCAUAUUUUGUUCAAAUUCCUCCAAAUCAGCGAAGACGCUGACGGCGCCAUCGCAGUGCAUUGCAAGGCAGGUUUAGGUCGCACUGGCUCGCUAAUCGGAUGUUUCCUGAUGAAGCACUAUCGCAUGACUUCACACGAAGCCAUCAGCUGGAUGAGGAUAUGCAGACCUGGCUCUGUCAUAGGCCACCAGCAAGGAUGGUUGGAGCAGUUAGAGCCGUGGUUAAUCAAACAAGGGAAUCUUUAUAGGAAAAGAUUAUUCCAAGACACGGAGAAAAUGCCAAUUCAUGAAUUUGGAAUUUAUUCCAUUGCUGAAAAAACUUUAAAGCAACGUCCAAUCGUCUUUCACAAGUCACCUUCGCCCCCGCCGCCGAUGCAAAGGACGAAUAAACCGGAAAUGACGCCUAUUAUAAGACCUCAAGCGUCUAAAAUCAGAGAAGCUCCUAGUAAGGCGCCCAACAAGGUGCCGAGCGACUGGCACGUGAGGUCGUCGAGGUAUAGCGCGCAAAAAAUUACAAACAAAGGAGACCAAAAUGAAACUAGCGAUAACCUAUCGCGGCGUAGCAGCGCGGCAGGCGACCCAAGACUCGCAAGGCCCAAGUCUCGCACUUCUACUGGAAGAUCUAAGCCAACAAAGACUACCUCGAAAGAUUUAAACAUGAACAAUUAUGGACAAUAUCAUCACGCCCCAACAUUCCGAACAAGCCAAGCGCCAGUCAUGAAAAAUGUCAACGAUGCCAGGGACUUCUUGAUGCGCAGCAGUGUGUUCAGUAGCGAGCGAGAGAGGCAGCUGAACGCAUCUCUGAGAGUUGUACCGCAGCACACAAUUCAUAUUCCAAAUCAAAUAACUUACAAUCCUGCUGAUACGUCGCGAAUAAAUUCAACCGCCUAUAAUGCUGCCAGGGCUCCAAUGAACCAACAGCGGCGGCGCCUAGGACGCAGUCCCAGCCCUUCACCAGUUCGCGGGUCUAUUGAGCAGACGCGAGCCACAAAUACUCCGACCACGGCUGAGAAGUUCCUCGUGAAAGAUGCUUCUAAAUGCGCGAUAAGAGAAGCUUUGUCGAGGCUCAAACUGGCAGCCCCGCGCGACGGAUCCAUUGGCGCAGCGUCAGUGGGUGCCGCGUCAUUAGGAGCUCGUCGUGAUGCGCCGCUGCCGAAGCGAGCGCCCAGCGUGCGCUCUGACGAACGGCCUCUCGCCACACAGGGAGACAUGUUGAAUAGCAUCAAGUUCCAAAGAAGAUUGCGCGAAACUCUGUACCCUGAUAAAUCUAACAUGUUCCAAGAUAAGAACAGUGCAACGCCGAGUAGCUUAAGAAACACUGCAAUAUCGAUCACUCCCAACAAGAUGACUGGCCACAGCCACGAAAUUGGAAGUCCCAGGGAAAGACCACCGAUACCAAAGGCGUUUUUUAACUCAAGCCGUCCAUUAUCGCCCAAAGGUAGAAGGUUAACGCAAAACACAAGCUUUUAUUAGCUGUUUUAUUAAAUUUUGUCUUGUGAAAUAAAAGUAUUGUUCAUUUA